Molecule: messenger RNA, 1536 nt
Organism: Notodromas monacha
Lineage: Eukaryota; Metazoa; Arthropoda; Ostracoda; Podocopida; Cyprididae
Source: the annotation of a GenBank genome assembly
AUGGUUAACAAAGUUGCAAUCGCGAUAAUUGCAGCUGUCAUUCAGAUAGUUGUGGCAUUGGUCAUAACGCUGCCAGUUUUGUACACUGACUGCAACCAGUUGAAAAAGUGCAAACGCAGCAACGCUGAGAUUGAACAAAAGAUGGUUAGCAAAGUUGCAACCGCGCUAAUUGCAGCUUUUGUGCUGGUUGUAGUGGCAUUGACCAUAACACUGCCAAUUUUGUACACUGACUGCAGCCUGUUGAAAAAGUGCAAACGCAGCAACGCUGAGAUUUUGAAGACAAUUCUCGACGAAGUGCCUUUGAUUGAUGGACACAACGAUUUCCCGAUGCUGCUCAGAACAGCGAUCCAGAACAAAUUGAGCAAAGUCGACCUGAAUAAAUCAUUGAAAGACGAUCCCGCUUUUAACAAGUUUGUUUAUAAUCACGUGGAUAUUCCGAGAUUAAGGCAAGGCCAAGUGGGAGCUCAGUUUUGGGCAACUUUCAUUGGCUGCUCGAGGCAGUACAACGAUUCUCUGCAUGAAGCAUUGGAACAAAUCGACGUGACGAAACGCAUGAUUGAAGCGUAUCCCGAACACUUUGAAUUCGUCACCAAUGCUGAAGGCAUAACAAAAGCUCACAAACGAGGCAAAAUUGCCAGUUUGAUUGGCGUUGAAGGCGGUCACAUGAUUGAAGAAAGUUUGGCGGUUUUGCGGAUGUUCUACCAACUCGGUGUUCGAUACUUGACUUUGACUCAUAAUUGCGACACUCCUUGGGCAAGAUACCAUGAAAUAUCUGCACCAGGCUCUGGUCGGGUCAAAGGUUUGACACGAUUCGGACACAAAGUGAUCCAGGAGAUGAACAGACUGGGAAUGAUGGUGGAUCUGAGUCACACAGAUGCACAAACAAUGCGUGACGCCAUGACGGUUUCAGACGCCCCAGUCAUCUUCUCACAUUCCUCUGUCUACUCAGUGUGCAAUCAUUCAAGAAACGUGCCUGAUGAUGUCUUGGAAAAAUUGAAACACAACGAAGGCAUCGUUAUGAUCAACUUCUACUCAGGUUUCAUCAAGUGUGACGUGAAUAUGACUGAAUCACCCCCAUCUAACAACGCUGUGAUAGCAGAUGUAGUUGAGCAUUUCAACUACGUCAAGAACUUGAUUGGUGUCAACUACAUAGGCAUUGGAGCUGAUUAUUGCGGUGUGGGUGUGUUACCGGAAGGUCUUGAAGAUGUCUCAACCUAUCCGAAAGUUCUAGAAGCACUUCUGAAUGCAGGAUGGUCUGAGCUUGAAGUUCGGAAAGUGACAGGACUAAACAUGUUGCGUGUUAUGCGACAAGUACAAAAAGUAAGCAGCGAUUGGCAGCGCAAAGGACUGAGACCCUUGGAAAACCUGAUUCCAUUAGAGGAUGUUCCUGCAGAUUUUUCCUGUGGGUCAUCUGAAAUGACAGCCCUUGAUGAGAUCUACAAGGACGCGACCCUAACGCCAACCGGGAAAAACAUCCGCCGGAAAGGGCAAUGGCAUCUAACGGACCCCGCCGCCGAAAAAGACAACGAAACCUAA